GCGUUUCUUUUCCUGGCUGAAGUUGACUGAAGUGUCAACAGGACGACAGUGACAGACUUUACUAAAGUUUCUGCCCUGGUAGUCUCCCGGUCCAGACAUGGCCCCCAGCACGCAACUAAAGGAGGCAAUAGCCGAUGUGCACGAGGGGAUCCGUGCCAUCCUGCUUGGACCGCCCGGAGCCGGAAAGGGGACUCAGGCCCCUCGGCUAGCAGAGCAGUACUGUGUUUGCCACCUGGCCACCGGAGACAUGUUGAGGGCCAUGGUGGCUUCGGGCUCAGAGCUCGGCAAGAGGCUCAAGGAGACCAUGGAUUCUGGAAAACUGGUCAGUGAUGAGAUGGUCGUGGAGCUCAUCGAGAAGAACCUGGACACGUCGGCCUGCAGGAAGGGCUUCCUGUUGGACGGAUUCCCCCGCACAGUCAAACAAGCAGAAAUGCUGGACAACUUGUUGGAUAAAAGACACGAGAAGCUGGACUCUGUGAUCGAGUUCGCUGUUGCCGACUCUCUGUUGGUCCGCAGGAUCUGUGGCAGACUAAUUCAUCAGCCAAGUGGCCGCUCAUACCACGAGGAGUUCAACCCCCCCAAAGAGCCUAUGAAGGAUGACGUGACAGGUGAGCCGCUUAUCCGCCGCAGCGACGACAACGAGACGACGCUGCGCUCCCGUCUGGACGCCUACCACCGGCAGACCGUCCCUCUGGUGAAGUACUACAGUGCAAGGGGCCUGCACACAGCCAUUGAUGCUGCAAAGGACCCGAACGUCGUCUUCGCCUCCAUCGUAGCUGCCUUCUCCGCUGCCACGGAAACCCCCGCCCGUGCCACUGCCUGUAAAGACCAAGUGUUCUUCAUUUAAAAACCUUUUUCCUCCUUUCCGUAUCCCCUCCCAAGGGUUUUUUUUUAUCCCUCAAGGGUGAAGAUUUUACAAGAGUUGGUCGAGUGUCACAGUGGCAACAAAAUGUAACUUUGCGAGGUGUAAAUAUGGAAGAUGGGGACUAAAAUGGUAUCAACAGUUCAAGAAAUUCACAAUGUUUCACCAGUUGUAGAAAGAGAGGAUUUAAAGUUGUAUUGUUGUUUAGCCAUUAGUCGUUAUAAAAUCAAGUCUGAAAGAGAACAAGCCAAUGUAGAACCAAUAACCACAGGAUCAAAAACCACAAAACAGACUUGGCGCUUAGCACUAUGCUGCUGCUUCUGUCUUUCACCUCCUAUAGAAAUUAGAUUUAAGGUUUUGACAUUUAGCAGAGCAGAAUGCCAUGCACGUUUUUUGAUAUUUGUUGUCUACUGCUUGCCUCCGCUGGACAGGUUUGCUCUUGUUUAAUAGAUGACUUUGGCCUUUU
Micropterus salmoides (largemouth bass) is the source of this 1328-nucleotide messenger RNA. RefSeq names its product adenylate kinase 2 (gene ak2). The record is from RefSeq and is a predicted model, not a curated record. Gene Ontology annotation, biological process: ADP biosynthetic process. The coding region runs from base 98 to 847 and encodes 249 amino acids. NCBI's taxonomy places the organism in Eukaryota, Metazoa, Chordata, Actinopteri, Centrarchiformes, Centrarchidae. Gene Ontology annotation, cellular component: mitochondrion; cytoplasm. Gene Ontology annotation, molecular function: AMP kinase activity; ATP binding. The transcript has 6 exons.